Aspergillus niger is the source of this 1314-nucleotide messenger RNA. RefSeq lists its product as uncharacterized. The transcript has 2 exons. Gene Ontology annotation, cellular component: Golgi membrane. Gene Ontology annotation, molecular function: glycosyltransferase activity. NCBI's taxonomy places the organism in Eukaryota, Fungi, Ascomycota, Eurotiomycetes, Eurotiales, Aspergillaceae. The coding region runs from base 1 to 1314 and encodes 437 amino acids. The record is from RefSeq and is a predicted model, not a curated record. Gene Ontology annotation, biological process: GPI anchor biosynthetic process.
AUGCUCCCUAUCCCUCCGACAAGAGUGGCCAAGCAAUUCUUCACACAUUUCCCGUACUAUCUCCAACUACGCGCAUCGAAGAUCCUCAUUUCUAGCUUGUUCGUCUGGCUUUUAAUAUUCUUCUAUUGCCGGGUCACCCUCUGGCGUGAUCCACAUUCUGCCUACUUCGAAGACCGCCAUGUCUACGAGCUGGAUUACAGUCUCCACCGCGAACGUGAGGCCUGGCAUUUUAUCUCACAGCAUAAUUCGGGCAUAGAUCCACCAGAUUAUGUGAAGAGUGGAAGCACACCAUCUGUUUGUAUAGCCAUGGUCACUGUUCGACGAGACUCGGACCACUAUUUUGAGGCAUCUGUUGGCUCGCUGUUGGAGGGCCUGGAUGAAAGGGAGCGGCAAGCGUUGUAUCUCAGUAUUCUUUUUGCAGAUACAGAUCCGAGAGUUCAUCCCAGUUGGGAUCAGAAAUGGGUGGGCAGGCUCGUGGACUCAGCGGAUAGUUAUAACGUGACAGAAGGACAACUUCAGCAUUUGCAGGAUCUGGAGAAAGAGAAGAAUUUCUAUGAAAAGGGAGUCUUCGAUUAUAUAUACGCCCUACGAGCCUGUCAGGAAGUAAACGCCCCCUACACCAUCAUUUUCGAAGAUGAUAUCAUCCUUGCCACAGGCUGGUUCUCGAAGACUCUGAAGGCACUAUCCGAUAUUUCACAACGGAGCCAACAGCCAAGGGAUCCCUGGAUCUAUCUCCGUCUUUUCUACACCGAGACCUCAUUGGGCUGGAGCGAUUCCGACAUGGCAUACAGAAACAUGCCCCUGAUAUUUGGCCUUCUCAUGCUGUCUACAUUCUCAUCCUUAUCAAUGCUUCGGCACACUCGGUUCCAACGGCUGCACCUUGACACCCUGAGCAUCGUGGUUAUCUCUAUGGUAUGCGUUCCAGCCUUCACCGCACUCGUAUACAUGGCCGGAAAAUACAACGUAAUGCCGCUCCAUGGUGUUGUUGAGAUGAACCAGUAUGGAUGUUGCACCCAGGGCUUGGUGUUUCCGAGGGAAAAUGUGGACGGUCUGAUUGAGUUCUUGAGCGCAAGAGGACAUGGUCAGACGGACUCUAUGAUAGAGGAAUACGCUGAUCAGAGCCAGUUGACUCGAUAUGCUCUGGCACCGCCCCAGCUGCAGCAUGUGGGGUUGAAGUCGAGCCGGAACAAUCUUGACAUCAAUACUCAGAGUACGUGGGCAUUUUGGUUCGAGACCAAUGAUCCAGCCAAAUUGAGAAGAGAGCACGCUACGCUUCUGGAAGAUUAUGAUGUGGAGAGGAUGCUGAACGUAUAG